Messenger RNA from Sphaeroforma arctica JP610, 435 nucleotides. RefSeq lists its product as hypothetical. Gene Ontology annotation, molecular function: manganese ion binding. The coding region runs from base 1 to 435 and encodes 144 amino acids. Gene Ontology annotation, cellular component: cell wall. The record is from RefSeq and is a predicted model, not a curated record. Lineage: Eukaryota; Ichthyosporea; Ichthyophonida. The transcript is spliced from 2 exons.
AUGGCGCUAACUCGCUUUCGUAUCGGCCCAUGCGGUAUCAAUCUGCCUCAUGUGCACCCCCGUGGCACAGAGACCAUAUAUGUCGUCAACGCCAUGCUUACUGUCGGUUUCGUGGCUGAAAGUAGUCGUCUAGUUCUGAAUGACAUCGAGACCGAUCAAUCAACGUUUUUCCCUCAAGGUCUUCUACAUUAUCAGCAAAAUAUGAACUGUGAGCCUGCUAGUUUCAUCUCUAUUUUGGAUAGUGCAGACCCUGGACUAUCGGUAAUUGCUGCUGCUCUCACUGCGCUUCCCGAUGAAGCGCUCAAAGCUGUACUUGACGAGGAUGUCUCCUUCGUCACACAGCUUCGUCUGGGGCUACCCGCAGGUCCGGCGCGAGCUCGUUCCGAGUGUUUGGCACGUUGCAGCAUGGCAAUGGACACCCCUCUGGAUCCUUAA